AUGAUUGGACAGUCUGUGCAAAGGAAGCUUGUCAAAGGCACCAGUCAGUUUUAUAUGCGCUAUAACCCUAAGACAGUCAUACCACCAGUUGCCAAUCGAUAUAUCCUCUCUGAGACACAUCCCAUCCGACCCAAGAUCCAACAUCUGUACGCCAACCGGGAUCCUAAUACACUAUGGUGGAGAGUAAAUCCACAGCCGCUGCAGUCAUUUAAGCGAGUGGUUCGCUCGUGGGGUAUGAGGCGAGCGCGGUUGGCGUUCCGGCAGGCCCUAGCAGCACAAGGAUUCGACGCCGAAGGUAGAAGGUUGGUGUCGGGGACCUCAGGAUCUUCGACUAUGAGACCACCAAAUGACGGUCUCAAAGGCAGCCUCGAGAUCGCUGUCUUGCCGCAGAGUGUGAAGGUGGGAUACGACGCUGUUCAAAAGGAGAUGGACUAUCUCAUCGAAUUCCCCUCCGUCCUCCUCCCGAACAACAUCACAUCCGGCAGCAUCGUCGACAUCACAGUAUCGCGCAAUCACGCCGCCGAGGCCGCGAGCACAUCAGCCUUCCAAGCGCUACAGAAGCGAAUUCUCAACACCUACGGCGUCAAGACCCCCGCUCCGCCUGUCCUCCGCCUCCGUAACGCAACACAAACCUCCCUAGUCCUAGAAUGGGACCCGAUCGACCUGGCCACCGCAUCCCUCAAGUCGCUUUCUCUCUACCGUAAUGGCUCAAAAGCUGGUUCGAUACCCAGGCCGCUCGAGACGCGAAGCACCAAGAUUAGCGGUCUCGCCAUCGACACGGAAUAUACCUUCCACCUCGUCCUGCGCACAACGGCCGGCACAUAUCAAUCGGAGAAACUGACAUGUCGGACGCACAAGAUGACCGAUCUAUCCGGUAUCACGGUUACCCCUGGCGUCCUCCCAGAACAGCAGAAGGACGCGCUCGCCGCGGCAUUGGAUCGCAUCGGCGGCAAGCUGAUCGACACAGUCCGCAUUGACACCACCCACUUUGUAUGUACAGAAGGCAGAGGCCCCCUGUGGGAGAAAGCGGUGGAGAUGAACAUCCCCGUCGUGGUACCGGAGUGGGUUGAUGCCUGUGAGGCGGAGGGCACCAUCGUCGGUGUCCGGGGCUACUACCUGAACGCAGACCCGAAGGCCAGACAGCUCGGCCCCAUUCACGCCUCAACACAUCAACAUACCAGAUCCUCCGUGUCGAUGGCCACCAAUGCGCCGUCUCAGUCCCAGCCCCAAUCCCAGUCUCAGAGUAGACUCAGCCUCCAGCCUCAACCUGCGCACCAGAGGGAAUUGAGCGUCGGGGAGCCGCCUGUGACUCCCUUCCCCGGCGCGGAUAUGAGUGGCCAGCCUCGAGCGGAUGAGAGAGAGGUCUCGUCAGAUGAAGAGGAAUCGCCGCCGUCUCCUCCUCCGAAGGAUGAUGCUGUAGAUGCGGGACCAACACUGAACGGCAAAUCUGAGUCGACAAGCCCGGCGGAGGUUGCCUUUCCUGGAAAAAAGGAGGAACAAAUUGACGAGAAAGACGGCGCAAAGGAUAAAGAUGAACUCGCACACGAACAGGCAGAAGAAGAGCAGGAACAGGAAGAACCAUCGACUAACGACAGCGGCGCGAAGGGUAAGGGGAAGGAAGGCGAGGGGGACUUCAGCGAGGUUACUCUGUGA
This is a messenger RNA of Aspergillus thermomutatus, 1653 nucleotides long. RefSeq names its product putative chitin biosynthesis protein (Chs5). The transcript is spliced from 2 exons. Lineage: Eukaryota; Fungi; Ascomycota; Eurotiomycetes; Eurotiales; Aspergillaceae. Bases 1 to 1653 code for a protein of 550 amino acids. Gene Ontology annotation, cellular component: exomer complex; trans-Golgi network. Gene Ontology annotation, molecular function: protein dimerization activity. The record is from RefSeq and is a predicted model, not a curated record. Gene Ontology annotation, biological process: Golgi to plasma membrane transport; conjugation with cellular fusion.